Messenger RNA from Rhinichthys klamathensis goyatoka, 1443 nucleotides. RefSeq names its product MORC family CW-type zinc finger 3b (gene morc3b). Gene Ontology annotation, cellular component: PML body; nucleus. Lineage: Eukaryota; Metazoa; Chordata; Actinopteri; Cypriniformes; Leuciscidae. The record is from RefSeq and is a predicted model, not a curated record. Gene Ontology annotation, molecular function: ATP hydrolysis activity.
AUGUUCGUGCCAGACUGUCACAGGACACGCAUCAGAUGACUAGACUCAGACUGCCUCUCUUUUAUGGAUAAUGGGGAGGGUUUGACCAGAGCCAGACUGCACAAGAUGCUCAGCUUUGGUUUCAGCGAGAAGAAAGCAGCGAAAUUUCACAUUCCAGUCGGUGUUUACAGCAAUGGGUUUAAAUCAGGGUCCAUGCGUCUGGGAAAAGAUGCCAAUGUUUUCACGAAGACCCGAGACACAAUGAGUGUGGGACUCCAGUCCCAGUCUUACCUCGAGGCCAUCGGAGCUCAGCGAGUCUUGGUGGCCAUGAUCACGUUUAGAUGUGAUGGACAUAACCGCCUUAACCAACGUGGAGGAUGGAGCCGGAUCUUCACACACUCUCUUUUCAGCUCAGAGAGAGAUCUGUUCCAGCCAGAGCCCCACGCCAUCAGCGCUGCUGGACAGACAGGAACACGCAUCAUCACCCGGAACCGUCGCACGACCACAAUUGGUGACACUGAAUUUGACUUUGACACAGAUAAAUAUGACAUUCUGAUCAGGAAUGUGACUCCAGAAAGUGAAUAUUCAUUACAGGCAUACUGUAGCAUCUUAUAUCUGAAGCCUCUCAUGCAAAUCAUUAUUCGAGGGUAAAGAGUGAAGAGCCAGCUGAUAUCCAAGAGUCUGGCUUAUAUUGUGCAGUACAACUACAUGCCGUCAUUCCUUGUGUCUUUUCAUCACAACACCAAAAGCAAAGAGCAUUAGGGGAUUAUGAUGUAUCAUAAGAACAGGCUGAUAAAGCCGUACGUGAAAGUGAGCUGCCAAUGUAAGGCUGAAAGAAAAGGUGUGGGAGUUAUUGGUGUUAUAGAGUGCAAUUUCCUUCAGCCCACGCACAACAAACAAGACUUUGAUGACACCGAUAAAUACAGGAAGAUCAUGCAUAACCUCAGCAUAAAGCUGGAGGAGUACUGGAACGAAAUCCGCUACAAACGAAAGAAAGAGGAACCAAAAGCUCAAGAGCGACCAGGAGCGUUAACAACCAGUCAGGCACCCAGACGUUCACCAGCCUCUGUUUUGUCUGGUAAUGUUGGUGAUGAAGAAGAAGAGGAGGAGGAGGAAGAGGAAUGGAACUUGAUGUUGACAGAGGUGCAACAGUGGCAGGAGGAGAUAAUGGAGCUGAUGCAUGAGACAGCGGAGGGGAGAGACGUGUGCCGACAGGACCCGGAGGUGCUUAGAGAGCACAGCGCCGCCCUGGUGGACGAAAGGAGCCAGCUCAUCAGCAGGACUCUAGAGGAGGAGAAGACCAGCCUUUCUGCCCUGUGUGAUCAGCUGAAGUGUCAACUGUCAGAGCUCCUGGGAACAGAGCAUGAGAGGCAAGGAAGAGAAAGACGACAGCUCCAGACUGAGGACACCGCGUCUAAGCCUGAGCCGUCUGCUGGGGUCUUUCAUUCCUUCUCUUCGUCUUGA